Rhinocladiella mackenziei CBS 650.93 is the source of this 270-nucleotide messenger RNA. RefSeq lists its product as uncharacterized. The transcript has a single exon. The coding region runs from base 1 to 270 and encodes 89 amino acids. NCBI's taxonomy places the organism in Eukaryota, Fungi, Ascomycota, Eurotiomycetes, Chaetothyriales, Herpotrichiellaceae. The record is from RefSeq and is a predicted model, not a curated record.
AUGCCCAAGGCUGGACAUCAUAAUUUUCGAAACGUUAAUAUGGGAGGGAUUUUUCAGAGAUCGAUCUUGAAAAUCCAGAAACCGAAGCUACCACGACCCAGCAAACAUAUGCUGCCCCCAGUCCCUCGAAGCAUCGACAGUGACGCUACCCACAUCACCCAGUCUUGGAUCUGGCCGAGGAUCGCCGAUUUUAUGCGACCUAAUGACCUUGCAGUGGUGGAAGCUGGCACGGCACAAUUUGGCAUGCCGGACAACAUCCUCCCCGACUGA